GGGCAGCGCACCUUUUCUUCUGGGCGCGCUCACAGCUGGGCCGGCAGCGACGGCUGCCGCACACGCCGAGAGCAGCGGGCGCCGGAGAGAAGUACUACAAGAGAAGCGCAUCCCUCACCUCCGCCGACGCCGAGAGAGAGAGAGAGAGCAGCUAAAAAUAAUGACCGCGUGGGACCGGGUCCGGACCCCGGUUCGCAACCCCCUCCUCGCGGCACCCGAAGACCAUCAGAGAGGCCCGAACCGACCACGGAGACGGAAUCACCAGCAGCGACCACAGUGCCGCGCGGGCGGCGGCACCCAUGCGACGACGACCGAUGACGCUGGCGGACGUCCCUGAAGACGCACCGCUGUCCUGGACCUUCCGGAACGCGUCCCCGGAGGUCCCCGGUUCUGGCACAUGAAGCGACCGCAGCUCGAAGGCGCCCUUUUGCCACCCCCGACGAGGAUUUUAUUGUGCGCGCGUUGUCCGGCGACGCACAUGAUGCAGUGAACGAGGCUUGAAGUGGUCGUCACCGGGCCCACAACAGCUCUGAGACGAGACGCCGAAUUGGAAUAUACUCGCCGGUCACGCCGCUAUUUUAACGCAUGCGCGUUGUGCUGCUUUUCAACUUGUGUAUUCCCGGGCCCGUUUUCUUUUUUUUUUUUUUUCUUUGUUACCCCCCCCCCCCCCUUUUUUUUUUUUCGGGUCUUCUUUGGUGCAUAUUUCGAUGAAAGCCGUGUGCGGGUGUCAAGGCUAAAAAAAGUGCGAACUGUGCAUCCCGAGUUCUGAAUCUGCAUUCUGGUUUACCCGGCAGAUCCUCGCUGUUUUGCGGUGCUUGCGCCUACUAUCGUGCUUCGAUUCACUACAGAUCUGUCAGCUCUAGUGAGGCGUCUGUAAAGGAGCUGUUUUCAGCUGGUGUACAGGAAGAAAGGAAGCUUUGGCGCCGACAUUUGUCAACGUCAAGCAUCGAGUUUCGUUUCAGUGCGCGCUGUUACUGCGUAUGGGUAAUCGAUAACAAGUGAUGGUUCCAGUGCCGAUGCAACAACGGAGGACUGGUUUCUCAAGAUCCCGCUGCUUGUGAUAGCUUUCGCCCCAUUGGGUCAUCGAAAAACAGUGCCGCCUGUUCACACCGAAGAACGAGAGGGUGCUGGAUAUCCUCCUAAAAUAAAGUAAAAAAAAAAAAAAAAAGACGUACAAAUAUUGAGCGUAAGGAAGAUAAAGCAGAGGUGCCUUCCGAAAAUACAACUGCCGCCUUCGAGGGUAUCGCCAGCGGUUCGCCUUCAGCUUCGGUAACAUUGCACCAGCAGAAUUUGAUCUUCAGCCCCGCUUGAUGUGAUCGAUUAAGCUGCCUCUAAAAGAAACACUUUGUGCUCUCCGUGUUCCAGUGACUUAGGUGUUGGUUCCGGGAUACCCGACUAUCGUAUCCAGGCGUCCAAAGCUAAGAGGGCCUUCUUCACCCCAAAGAAGGACGGCUAGGUCGCCAAGUUCCUUCUUGAAGUCCGACAGUCAUAGUAGGGUUAUUAAUCGGCACAGCAGCUUCCAUCCGGCGUCUUCAACAAGGGCGUGUGUCCACCACUGCCGUCGAUGAGAUCUGCAGAGCGAUACUAGAGGAAUACUGCAACCUGAAGCUCUCUGUUUGUCGAGACCGAGUAGGUCGACGACCUUUCGUCGGAGAAGACGGGUCGCAUCCCAGCGGCGCCAAUCGACGAACCACGUCAGUCCGACUAGCAUCGCACGAUGAGUCCUCGGCACGGACCAGUGACUAGCCCGAGUCUCGCCUCGGCGUCGACGAUGCCUCGGCGCUCCGGCGACAAGCUCCGGCGCGCAGCCUGCGAAUAGAACAGCUGUUGCUGCUCGGGGCAAAUGUGAAUCGCAGCUGCAGCGUACACGGCGAAGCGGGUCGUGCAUCGAGCUAUAAGCUUGGAGCCCGCGUUUCGGAGCCCAGAGGCGCGGGCACAGCUGCUCUGUGAGCGAGAGAGUUCAGAGCGUCGGCGUGCGCGACAGAGAGGAACAUAAGUGUACGUAUACGAAUAGGAAGAAAGAAAAAAAAAAAAAAACUAUCUGGCCGCGCAUUUGGCUUCUCGGCGAGCAACGCGAGGCGGAGGACUUUGUCUUCAAGGCGUGACGUCUGGGAGGGCGUGUGUGUGUGUGUGUCUGUGUGCGCGAGUGCUGCUUUCCGGCGGCGUGUAUAUUUCUCUGCGCUUGAGUGACGUGUGCGCUGACGGCGACGGCGACUCCUGGUGACGUGAUUGACUUGAAGAGUGAAAUAUUCGCGGGACGAGAGAAGAGGAAUUCGGUAAGGAAAAAAGAAAAGAGGAGGAAAGAGGCGAUGACCAGACGUCGUAGCGACUGAGAAGCGUUCAAGUCUGACCCAAAGCCAGUGCGUGUGCAUGUGUGUACGGAAGAGAAUUGGUGCGUCGACCAAGUGCAUUUUUCUCCUGUCUCAAGUCUCAGCAAGGCGGUGGAGGAUUACGCUACUACUAUGUGGCCGUAGUUUCAGCUGCGGCGUUUUCGAGCCGGAGGAUUUAGUGCGGCCGGCGCACGUGUAAACUACCUGGGAGAUUCGUCGAAUCCAUCCCCGGGGGACCGGAAGCAAUCAUGAUUCCGAGAACGGCGGUGACGAUGAGCAAGCGCGAGGUGCUCGCCCUGCUGGUGGUGUUCAUCGUGUACGUGGUGAUCGGCGGCGCCGUCUUCAUGGCCGUCGAGGGACCCCGAGAGGAAGAGCUGCGGAACGAGAUCGCGCAGCUGAGGCACGAGUUUCACGAGAGGCUGGCAUCGCUGAAUCUGAGCGAGCUGAACAGCACGGACAUCAAGAAGAUCGUGGCGCGGCUGGCGGACGCGCGCAGCAAGAAUCUCAUGGACGAGCACGGCCAGGACACACACACCAACUGGAACUUCUACAACUCCUUCUUCUUCGCCAUCACCGUCGUCACGACCAUCGGCUACGGCCACUUGGCCCCGUCGACGGCGUGGGGCCGCGUGUUCUGCGUGCUGUACGCCGUGGUGGGCGUGCCCAUGACGGGCAUCCUGCUGGCCGGCAUCGGGGACCACUUCGCUCGCGGCAUGGUGCGCGGCCUCAAGCGGGCCCGGGGCCACCGGGCGCCCCGGCUGGCGCUCGCCGCCAACCUCUGCACAUUCCUGCUGCCCUGGCUGCUCGUGUUCCUGCUGCUGCCGGCCGCCGUGUUCAUGUUCACCGAGGACUGGUCCUACCUCGAGGGGCUCUACUACUGCUUCAUCACGCUCGCCACCAUCGGGUUCGGGGACUACGUGGCCGGCAACUUCGACGGCGACUACAUUUGGAUCUACAAGACGGGCGUGGUGUUGUGGAUCAUCUUCGGCCUGGGCUACCUGGCCAUGAUCCUCAACUACAUAUCGCGCGCCAUGCGCUGCAAGCAGAUCAGGCGAGUGGAGGACCGCCUGUCGGCCAGCUUCAGCAGCACGCAGCACAAGUUCGGCCAGCGCCUGGACGAGAUACACAGGCUCCUGCAGGAGUUCGCCUCCAAGCAGAAGUCCCACCGCAAGUCCAUCUGGCGGGGCAAGUCCGGCGACAAGCAGCUCACGGACUGCGGCGGGGGCGGCGCCGACGACGACGCGAGCGCCGACAGCCUGUGCGGCGGCUCGGACAAGAACCACAACACGCGCGACGAUCAGAUCCAGCGGUUGCUGACGCUCGUCGAGACGCUCAAGGAGGAGAGCACGCAGAACCUGUGCCGCACCCGGCAGCUCAUCGAGACGCACAACCUGCGGCUCCAGAUCGAGGCGCCGUACCACCUGCGCGAGGAGCUGCUGCCGCCCGCCGCGCACCACCACAGGGCCGAGGGGGGCCUGCCCAGGGGCGAGGCGGCGCCCUCCAGGAGGCACAGCCUGCCCGUGCUCAACACCGAGGGGGGCCUCCUCCACGGCCCUGGGGGCGCCGGGGGAGGGGGCUUUCUCGCUGUCCCCAAGGACUACCUUCACGUCAAGAGCUCCGGCGGCAAGAAGAACCGCAGUCACCUGGAGUUCCCCACAAACUUCUUCGCGCCACGUGCGUCGAUUCCGCUGUGCAACGGCCGCCUCUCGCGCAGAGACUCGUACGACGACGACGUGUACGACGUCGAAAUAGCCGUGACGAAGCCCAUGGUGACCUUCGACCUGGACAGCUUGGACAGCACCACCAUAUGACCGGCCGCCCGCACAGGUCGCGUCGUCACCUUUGAGGAAUGCGAGGACGGAAUGAGGAACGCGUGGCAGGCGGCGCAUCACCUCGCGAGGAAGUUUCAACCGAAACGGUUUGUGGUGUCUUGAAGCAGGAAGAUGACAAGUGUUGGACCGGCGAACAUGUACUCUCACGUGUCACCCCCUUAGGCGACCGUGCCAGCGAAGUCAGUUAUUAGCAGUUAAUUGCCGCGCUGAAAGAAAACAAUAGUUAUCUGUUAGUGCCCUUCGCACGGCGUUGCUGUUGAAGGCAAUGUUUGGAAGCUGCAAUGUUCGAGCACAGUUUCGGUACGUGACGUCAGCAGGUACCUUCUGGUCUACAGAAAGCAAAAAGUAUGCACGAAUUGCCGAGAACGUCAGCCACGUUGUUCCUAUAACAUCACCGUUGCUGGAUCUAAAUCACGGCUGGUGACAUUCGGGCAGUCAAGGUGUCACGAACUGCAAUCGCCAUUUUCGUGAGAAAAUAGCAGAAAUAGACGCAGAUGUACCUGUAUUCACAAUACUUUUUUUGGCACGGUCUGUGGCGGGCCGUGACCUUGAAGAACAGGGCAAGCAUUUUGAAACAUUCGUAAAGCAAAAAGCGCGGUGGUUUGAAGAAGUUGCAAAGAAGUCAACUUUGAGCUGUGUCGAUUCUAGAAGUGGGGCCGACGGAGCAUCGCCCGGGUACACGGCAGCGCGUCAGGUGAGACAGUUACGCGACGAUGCCGCGUAUCAAAAUCCUCAGCUGGCAAGACGGUUUAAAUGUGAAAACAUCCGAUCACGGAAAAAGGCAGGUGGACACGAGUGCAUCUGUGACUGAAACUAUGUGCAGUUCUUCAGAUCUCGUCGUCCCAGCUCGGCCACAACGUCGACUGGAAUGAAACGCUCUAUAACGAAGACAAUCGUGGGAAGCUGGCACUACUACAAAUUUAUGCGCGUGCUACAAACUUGCGUAUUACGCACAUCUGUGUGCGCGCGAAGGGAAGAGCUUAUAGACUGCCCCAAUCAAUGCUGUACAGUCAUGGUGUGAUAAAUGUGCGCGCGGACAAACUUGAAAAUCGGUGAUCGAGCUUCGAAUCGGGAGCUCGAAUAUAGUUUCGCUUUCAAGGCUGUACGAAAGUGCGUGUCUUCAUAAUGUUCGCGCUUAAGCCGACUUGCGUCGCAUAUAUGCCAAACGAGCAUCUAUUCCCGCGCUGUAUCGAAACACUAACGAAAGGACGAGAAGUGACGUCUGGAAGUGCGUCGAGUCUACAUCGAAGCCCGUAAAGUUGUGCUGUGAUUUGAACAAACGUAGCGUGCAGUGAACAGAUCUCCUCCGCGUUGAUCACCUGGACGUGUCUACGGUGGACCUUCGACGUUUCUUCCGGAGCCUUCUGCUGCGCUUAGACGACGCGAGGACACAAAAUGUGUGAGCCGUGAAAGGAGUGGGCCUUGGAUGGCCCUGAACGAACACCUUCCUUGUGAAAGUGAGGACAGCUUCGGCGGGGAUCUCCUGUGUGUUAGUGUGCGAAGUGAACUUCCACGUGCGUUUCGUGCGCAUGCGUAGAUGCUAUGAUGUGUGAAAUUGUACUCCAAAGCGGAGCUACAAGGGUACACGUCUUGGUUUUGAGGCCGCGAUGCUGCCUAUGAACAACAAAGAGCUUCAGAGCUUCCCCAGUGCUUUUAACACACGUUUCGCGUAUAGCUAGAGAUAGCCCCAUAAAAUGCCUAACACAUGUUCGCGACACAGGAGAAAUCCGUUCGGUUGAACUUUAAGCCAGUUAAUGAGUAUUUAGGAUGUACAUACAGGUGUAGGGAAGUGCUUAGCUUGUGCCGAACACACGAUGACGGGUUACGAUCACAAAGCGAAGAUUCAGGGUUCUUGACGUAGUAGAGUACCUUGUUAUCUUACACAGAGUCUUAGAGAUGUACAUUUGUCUCAGCGCUGGGGCUGGCUUCAACAAAUGCUGCAAAGUAUUUUUUGCUGAAAUUUGUUAACUGGUGUCUCGACGAACUCGUACAUGAGAAUCGGAGACAAGCAACUUGUGUGAGACCGCUUGUCCUAGUUACCCUAAAUCGUACGGUUAUGACGUUUUGUUGCCAGUUGAACUAGGACGGCCGGGCGUCAUUGUAAGGCCUGUUAACGUGACCGGCCACGCAUCUAUACAUGGAGUGUUUCGUAUGUCCACGAUGAGAUUGACUCGUUUACUCCUCAAUAAUAGUGCCUCGUGUGCCAGGUACCCACUUCGCGAAGUGUCCGCGCGUGAUAUUAGGUUAUCAAAUAGGAAAUCCUUUUUUAACUAAACGCACAGGACGAACUAUAUAGGAUGUUCACACGACGCUGCAGUCGUGUCUUAAACGCGUUUAUUGAGUGCUUGAAACGGGCGGGCCGAAUCACACUUCUCUUACUGUUUCUUUCUCUUUGUUGUCCUUUUUUCCUCGCGAUUAAAGCGUUACAGUGCCACUGAGCCGCCACGGCGUAGGCGAAGAACACACAUUACACGUGUACAUAAACAUCGUUUUUUGUAUCCCCGUACGGCAACGCAGUUUUAUAACGGCUACGGUUAUAGGAUAUGCCUUUUUCUGUAGGAAUGUGUACAAUACAAGAUUGUUUUUGAUAAACGACUGUUGUAAAUAGGUGCUUCGCUUUCCUAUAGAUCCUUUGUGAAACGCACAAUGACGCAGGACAAAACAUUAACCGAAGCGUUUCGUGUAUAUAGAGUUGUUGCUUUGUCCCGUUGUUGAUGCCGAUGCGAAAGGCCACGUCCGUGUUGAUCCGUGUACAGUGCGUGUUUUGUGUUCGCGCGGUGCCGUCUAUAGUAUUUGAAAGAGAAAGACGCCGCCUAUACUAAAAAGAAAUGGCGCCGACUGAAAACGCUCGGUCCGGGGCGCUCACGAUAACGCUGCCUAAUUGCUACCGCAAUAGAUAUCUGACCAUUGCUGAGGUUUGGGCUUUGUGAUAUGUGUCAUCACGGAGACGCAUUCCGAGAAAAAAAAAGAAAGAAAACGGCGCUAGCUGCAGGACCACAAAAAGACGAUACAGAGGCGCUGACUGUCAAAUGGCGUUUUUUUUUUUUUUAAUAGGAAAGACCCAUAUCUGUUAAAUAGCGGGAAGGUAUUAAAAUAUAGUUAAUGUCACAUCUGCAUGUCAUCAAGACCGUAUCGCCAACGGUGUGCUGACGCACGUGAAAGCUCCAUUUUUUAAUGGCACACGCCUCCCAAAUCUCCCGUCCUUGUUCACAGUAUUUUCUAGAGGACACGAGCAUGCGACGUUGGCUAUCUUUAAUACCUUCUCGACAUUUCAUGUAUUUAAUAUAUGAAUAAACCGCCAAUUGGCAUUGGGCGCCUGCGUUGUUUCGUCUUUCUGUGGUCCUGGCAACUGGCGCUGUUGUUUAGGAAUGUUGCUCGGCCAACCAGACCAACUUCGCACUUUUGUAUACAUCGCAGAGGCGUUCAGUGUGCGCGUAACUAGCGCGUGGCCCAGCCUAGCAAUUAAAGCCCCGCAAGAAGUAGUGACAGUGCAUGGUCGCCGAGGAAUAACAGGACAUGCAAACAGUGCUGUGUUGCAAACAGUGUUUGAACAAGGAACGUCGCUGCAGCCGGCAUUUCGACACGGUGACUUGCCUUGGUCAGGGCAGCAAGAUUGUGUAACAUCGUGACAGUGACAUCAUGUGUGUGUGUCCUGCUACUUCAUCUGCGUCCACGUACUAGUUGGCUACACUGAAAACUUCGGGUAUGAUCGCACAGCAAGAAGUUAGAGAUCUCGAACUCGUGGCAGUCACACCGAAAUGUUGUACAGGUGUGGACAAAAGUAAUUGAAACGCGGGACGUGUGGCCGAAAUGCCCUCUAAGCAGCCUCGAGGCUGCUAGAAGGCAUUGGGAUUGAACUUCUGUGAUCGCCGGCCUGCGCGCAUGCGUAAUACAAUUUCUUGCCUACCCUUCAUGCUGCUAGAGGGCAUUGGGAUGCAGAUCCAGUGUUCCAAUUAUGUCCGCUCCUGUAUACACAUUUAUCCCCGUCAACACUCGUAGUGAAUAUAGCCGUGCUGAAUUAAACUUCCAUGUACUUUGGUUUUUAAGCGACGAUGAUGAUAACGAUGAUGAUACCUGUUACUAAACGCUCUAACUGCCGUCCUGGGAACACUCCGACAUCUAGCGAAGCAACAUCCUCGAGAAGCGAAGUUCGUUGUUGCAGUUUAUCGCAUCACAGCGGAAAGACGGGACAAUUUACAAAGGCACCCAGCGAUGGCUCGAUUCCAGAUGAAAACAAAGUACUUUUUUCGAUUCUAGACAGCCACACCGACGGCUGAUUGCUGUAUAAUUCCUAGUUCAAUGCUAAGCACUAUACGGAGCGCGUCGUUCAAGAGGAUGCGUGUUUGUUUCACGUGCCAAAGCUUUUCGCAGUUUUGCAAAGUGCGGACCUUGCCGUUCUUGUUGUUUUCUUUCUUUCAACACACGUAUGCCUCAAAUGCAGACAGACUACAAAUUUGCCAGUAAUCAAGUGCAAAGUUAAGCCGGUGAUUCAAACAUGACUGUCAAUAGGCGGGCAUAAAAUGGGGUAGCAGAUAAAGUUUGACGAAGUGUAUUCGAAUUCGCGACGGUGACUCGGUGAACCGUUUUGUGAAUCUUGGGCAAAUCUCCGUUUGUGCACCUCAUAACUAGAGCCUCGGAACUGCGUUAUCUUAUCCCCCCUGCACCCCAUAUAUGCAGCAGUCUGAGCUUCGAACUUGUCGCGAUGCAUGUCUCGAAAUGCAACGUUUCCUCUACACCGUGCGUAUUGUUGCUGGUGUUCGGGGUUGUAACAGCGCAAUUUUCGAGGUGCUAUGUACAAAAAAGACCAGACAAACGCAACGAAUCAAUCCAAACAUUGAUGGUGUAAGUACCAAGCACAAAGCCAGGAAACUUGACGGUACAAACGAUCUCAGAGAAACAGCGCCUUAUUGUUACGACAGUGUGAUUUGUGUGUGUGCCUGCGUGGGUGUGCGUCGUAUGCUAUUAUACAUACAAGCAGGUAUAUAUAUAUAGCGUUGUGCUUACACUUGUUGUGCUCUUUACCCGCUCCGCUGUAAAUAAAAUAUCAUUUUAACCCUGUUA
Messenger RNA from Dermacentor silvarum, 9223 nucleotides. RefSeq names its product open rectifier potassium channel protein 1-like. Gene Ontology annotation, biological process: stabilization of membrane potential; potassium ion transmembrane transport. Gene Ontology annotation, molecular function: potassium ion leak channel activity. Lineage: Eukaryota; Metazoa; Arthropoda; Arachnida; Ixodida; Ixodidae. The record is from RefSeq and is a predicted model, not a curated record. Gene Ontology annotation, cellular component: membrane.